Molecule: messenger RNA, 7519 nt
Organism: Pseudoliparis swirei
Lineage: Eukaryota; Metazoa; Chordata; Actinopteri; Perciformes; Liparidae
Gene: usp54a
Product: ubiquitin specific peptidase 54a
Exons: 22
Coding region: 689-5488 (1599 amino acids)
Biological process (GO): protein deubiquitination
Molecular function (GO): cysteine-type deubiquitinase activity
Source: RefSeq, a predicted model, not a curated record
AACCCUCCGUUUCUCCCGGAGCUUUUCGACCUAACUGUCCUCAGGUCAGCGGGGGAUUUCUGCCUCUCCUCCGGGUUCGCGUGUCACAGAUCUGACCUGUGACCCCCCCCCCCCCAUGACCCCAGCGGUUGGUUCUGGCUAGUGUGGUGAUGAUGAUGAGGAGGAGGGUGAGGCGAGGUCACGGCUUAGCUGCACAUCUUGCGGUGUGAAAGGAGGGACGAAGAGGGACGAGUCCUUGAAAGUUUUUUGAGUGCAAAGAAGACGACCGUUGGAAGGUCACGCAGAGGGUACGGCAGUGAUUAUCAAAAGCGUAGGAAUUUAUGGGGCCAAAACCUGAGAUGCAGAACUGCUGGAUAUCCUUGGAACCUUUUUUCAAUAUUUAGUGCAAUUCUUGGACUGCAGAGAUCAGUUUAAGUCUUUUACUGAGGACUUCAUUUGUAUUCUUCCUUUUUGGAGCAGAACUAGUUUCUUUCAGUUUAUUUUUGUUUCCUCCUUCUCCCACGUGUCCGUUCUGUUGUCGGGAGUCUUCUUGAUUUUUUUUUUGGGGGGGGGAAUUUCAUCCUCUCCUCCACCGGAGGGAAUGGCUCUGUCUCCUUCGACACGAGAACGAAAGACGGGGAGCUGACUCCUGCUAGGAGCGAGGCCGAGAGGCGAAGAGGGAGAAAGAAAAGAGGAGCGUUCGGGGAAAAUGUCGUGGAAGAGGAACUACUUUGCGUCGGGCGGAGGCGGGGAAGGCGGAAGCGGCGCCGGUGGCAGCAGUGGCAGUGUGAGCAUGCAGGGGAUGUUGACGACGCCUCGCACCGUGACGUCCAUCGCUCCCAGUAAAGGGCUGAGCAACGAGCCAGGACAGAACAGCUGCUUCCUGAACAGCGCCCUGCAGGUUCUGUGGCACCUGGAUAUCUUCAGGCGUAGUUUCCGCCAGCUGACGACUCAUAAGUGUAUGGAGGACUCGUGCAUUUUCUGCGCUCUGAAGAGUAUCUUCGCUCAGUUUCAGUACAGCAGUGAGAGAGUUUUACCGUCCGACGCGCUUCGCAGCGCCCUCGCCAAAACCUUCCAGGACGAGCAGAGGUUUCAGCUCGGCAUCAUGGACGACGCUGCAGAGUGCUUCGAAAACAUCCUGAUGAGGAUUCACUUCCACAUCGCAGAUGAGACCAAAGAGGACAUCUGCACAGCCAGACACUGCAUCCCCCACCAGAAGUUCGCCAUGACGCUCUUCGAGCAGUGUGUGUGCAGUAGCUGUGGAGCAGCCUCAGACCCUCUACCCUUCAUUCAGAUGGUCCACUACAUCUCCACCACCUCUCUGUGUAACCAGGCCGUGAAGAUGUUGGAGACGAGGGAGAAGGCGACUCCCGGCAUGUUCGGGGAGCUGCUGCGAAACGCCAGCAUGGGAGACCUGCGCAGCUGUCCCAGUCAGUGUGGUCAGCAGCUCAGGAUAGCUCGUGUCCUCCUCAACAGUCCGGAGAUCAUCACCAUCGGUCUGGUUUGGGACUCUGAGCACUCGGACCUCGCCGAGGACGUCAUUCACACCCUGGGAACCUGCCUGCGUCUUGGGGAUUUGUUUUACAGGGUGACGGAGGAGAAGGCUCGUCAGUCCGAGCUCUACCUGGUCGGCAUGGUGUGUUACUACGGGAAACAUUACUCCACCUUCUUUUUCCAGACCAAGAUCCGACGAUGGAUGUACUUCGAUGAUGCGCACGUCAAGGAGAUUGGGGGCUUUAGUACCGUCUCCUCGUGGACUCAUCGUCCGCUGUGUGUCGCUCCCCUUCAGAUCGGUCCCAAGUGGAAAGACGUGGUCUCUCGCUGCAUCAAGGGUCACUACCAGCCGCUGCUGCUGCUGUACGCUGACCCGCGUGGAACGCCGGUGUCAGUCCAGGACCUGCCCUCGCGCUUCGACCUGCACCACCUCACCAAGGCCUGUUACGACAGCGAAGACUCGGGCCGCGAGCAGUCCAUCUCCAGCGACACUCGCACCGAUUCGUCGACGGAGAGCUACUCGUACCGACAGCCCUCCCACUCGCACCAUGAGUCCCUGGCCAGUCACUACUCUUCUGACUCCCAGGGAACAGUCAUCUGCACCGAGCGCCCAGACGGACCCCUGCACACCUCGCGCUGCAGCCUGGAUACCGUAGGCCACGUGACGGACAGUGAGCAGCACCAGUCUCUGAGGAAGGGAGGCGGGGCCGGGGAUAGGAGGCGGAGCUCUAGCCGCCACCGGCGAUCUAAACUCGACAACGAAGCCCCGUCGGCCGGUUACCACAGUGAGGGAGAGACGUUAAAGGAGCAACAGGUUCCUCGUCACCUCCCCAAACCUCCCUCCUCCUCCUCCUCAUCAUCAACCAGUCGCCUCAGAGACUUCAAAGAGACAAUGAGCAACAUCAUACACAGCCGACCCCUCUCCUCCUCAUCCUCCUCAUCUUUACCGGCUGCCGUCCUCGCCUCUGAAAUCAACUCCUCCUCCUCCACCAACAACAACAACCACCAUUAUCCGGCCACCAUUUCAUCUGCCUGCCCCUCCUCGACUAAACCCCAUGACUGGGAGGCCGACAGCACCAGCAGCGAGUCCAAGUCCAGCUGCUCGGGGGGAACGGGUUCGGGGAGAUACCGCCCAUCCUGGAGGCCUCGAAGGGAGGCCCUCAACAUCGACAGCAUCUUUAACCGCGAGAGGCGAAGGCAGGCGGGAUACAGCCCGCUCGGCGCCUCCCUGCCCGACGACUGCGGGGCUCCGGCCUCAGGGGGAGCAGAUGCCAAGGAGGAUGCACGGUCUGUCAGGCCAGGCUCCUCCUGGACUCUUCCCACCACCGGCAGCAGCCACAGAGGAGAUGGACCUGCAAGUGGAAGGGGAAGUGAAGGACGUGCAGAGCUGCCUCCUCCUCCUCCCCCUCCUCCCAGGCUGAUCCAGAGGAUGGAGAGCGGAUACGAGAGCAGCGAGAGGAACAGCAGCAGCCCAGUCAGCCUGGAACUGAGCUUGGGCGACAGGGACUGUGUUGUGAAGAAGCCCUCCUCCUCUUCCUCGGGUCCGGCAUGGAGGAACAUAAGGUCAAAGAGCAGUGGAGCUUUGCUGCAGGAGCUCAGCUCUGCCAACAGGGGGAGCCUCGCGCCCCCCAUUGGCCGCAGCGAGUUGGACGAGCUGCAGGAGGAGGUGCAGAAGAGAGCGAGGGAGGAGGAGCAGCACCGCCGGCAGGAGAAGGAGAGGGAGGCGGCGCUUGGCUUCAACCCCCGACCCAGCAAGUACUUGGACCUGGACCAGCUGCAGAUCCAGGGUAAAGGUGAUAACUUUGAGAGAUGUGUUUCGGAGGCGGAGCUUCUGCUGGACCAGUCGGUGCGUCUGGAGCAGGCGGGCGAGGUCACUGCUGUGCUGUCGGCUGUCAACGAAGUCGUCUCCAAACUGCAGCUGGUGGCAGCUGAGGGCGGAGCUAGUAGUCACAGCCGGCUGCAGCGCUGCAUGAGGAGAGCCCGCAGCCUGCAGCAACGCAUGCAACUGCAGCAGCAGCAGCAGGACUCAGAGGCAGUCAGACUGCAACCGCAGCAACAACAGGAGGAGGGGCAGCAGCUGCAGGAACAGCCCAGUGAAAAGCUUUUCUCGCUCCAAAUACUUUUGACAGAGAGACACGGCGACCAGUCAGCUGCCAGUCCGGACCAACAGGCCCCGCCUCUCUCUCCCUGCCUUGUUAAGCCCCUCCCUCCCAAAACAAACUCUGUGUCUGAUGCCGCCACCAGCGCUGGGACCCCUGCAGGUUCACCCAGAGACGACAGCAGGACCGGAGGCCCCUGCUUUCUCUUUGGGAAGCCCCUCACCAACACCAGGUCCCUCCCUGCCCUGUGCGUGGAUACCUGGGAUCAGAGCCCCCUGGGAGACUUGGCUCCACCCCCUCCAUCUGAGGAGGCGGAGCAAUGUGUCCAGUGGACCAGAACGCACCCUGUCUCUAUCCCAACACAGGCCCUGGCCCCACCCAGGCCAUAUCCUCAAACCCCUUCACCUGUUCAUCUGAUGAUGGAGGAGGUGCCUAAUUUCACCCUCCAUCCACAGACCACCCCCCCUACCGCUAGCCCCAGGGUUGCCCCACUCUCAUCCUCUUGCCCACUCAGGAACUGGUCCUGCUUGGAUCCACGCGAUGUUGUCGAUUCUCCCGUUGACCCCCCAAUCAGCUCAACCCCAGACCCCCCUUCCAAUGCCCUCCCUCUGCCGGCUGUGAGCUGGCCUGAUCCGCCCUGCUCCACGCCCCCCAGUCAGGACUACAAAGCAGCCCUGCCUGUGGAGCGCUGGGCGGAAAAUGUCAACAGAUACUACGGCUCCCAGAAUGCAACAGGAGGAGGAGCGGGAGUGGCGGAGCCUGAUGAGGAACUCUCGGAGCUGGACUCUCUGUACCAGGCCAGUUUGCUGGCUCCCAGCAUGCAGCGGGGCAGCCGUGGAGUCAGUCCUCAACCAACCAGCAACAAACCAGGUGUGAGGAGGAUGCCGCCAGGAUCUGGGCGGUCCAAAACACCAACGGCUGAGAUCGAGAGAUGCGCCUACAGAACACCCGUCACAACUCAUAAGUUGCCGUCGGGCGAAGACGAGAGCUACAGCGCAGCAAACCUGCGACGCGUUGCUCGCAGCCUAAGUGGAACCGCCAUCGGGCCGCGUCCCCAAAACCUCAGCCCCUCUGACAGCUGUGAGACCCUGUCCAGGCCCCCCCUCAGACACUCUUCCUCAUCCUCCUCCCUCCCCCGUUGCCCAAGCACCUCCUCCGUGCACGUCCCCCCCUCCUCCUCCUCCACCUCCUUCACUACAGACCAAUCCCACCUCCUCCAACCCCAACACCACGGCCCCCCUGCUCCUGCACCUCCUCCACAGCACCCUCCCUUGCCGACAUCACGGCCCCCGAACUCGGGCCUCUCCUCCUGGGGACACUCAGCAGCUGGACCGAGCGUCCAGCAGCCGUUUCUGGUUGUGUCUGACCGGCACCCGGCUCUCUCAGGUCAAAGCCUCCACGGCGUCCCGUUGAGUUACGGCACUUUGCCCCGGGCUCCUCGGCGAGCGCCUCCUCCUCCCUCCUCCUCCUCCACCGCCUCCCUCCCUCGACCCAGAGCGGGCUCCGCUCCUGCCCCCCCGCUGCCAGCUCCACAGAGUCUCUGCGCCACCCUCUGCCACCCUCGCCGUUCUGCCAACGCCACCACUAACGGUCACUACCGGCAACCGUCGCUGCCCAUUAAUGUCAACGGGUCCAACCGCUACGCUCCACACCCCCUCAGGGGCCCCGGGGUGGCCCCCGGCCAGCCACUCCGCCGGGACAUGCCCCCUGAGACCGACUGGCGUCGCGAUGCCGACUCCUCCUGGGACCCCCGCGCCGCCCACCAGCCUCUCCAUAGAAGCGUCUCCCAACAGCCUCCCCGGCCCCGCAGGGACCCCCAGCUCUGCUCGCUCUGCCAGCAGCUUCCUGCCGAGCCGUCACGCCCCUACUGUCAGUCCUGCGGCACCUACGUGGCUCGGUUCCGCCCGGUCAGCUGAUCCAGCUGGAGGCUCGAGUCCAGGCUUGUUCCAAAUGUCUUGGUAUUUUUUUUUUUAUUCUUUAAAAUGUGCCAAUGUUUCUUUAAAUCCAACGCUGCCCAUAAUCUGGUCAUCCAUCUCAUGGUGGAUAUCUCUCCCUGGAAUAGAACUCUUGGGUCUCUGCAGCAUCACCUGGACGAACAAACCAAUCGUCUUGCAGGAAUCUGCCACAUUAAUAAUGCAUGAAGAGUAAUUGGUCUUCAUCUGCUGAUUGAUAAUAUACAUGAACGGCAUGUUUUAUUUAAUUCUAAGAGAAAAAAAACAUGAGCGCAAUUUGAGUUUUAUCGUUGAAAAGAUAAUGGUUUAAUUUAUCUAAAACUAUUUAGAUAAUUAAUUAACCACUUUUAAGUUAUUUUCCCAGUAAAAAUACCAAAACAACUCAUUCCAGGUUCUCACAUGUGAGAGUUUGCUGCUUUUAUUUGGGUCUUGCGUGACAAAACAUUUUUUUAUUUGUCCAACAGCCAGAACCACCUUUUUUAUUUAGUAAUGUACUACUUUUAAUACUUAACUUAAAAUGUAGUGAUUAGAAUCUGCACAACACACUUAGUCAUCAGCUGUGGAUCACAUUUCAGUUUCUAUUAAAUGUGCCAAAACAUUUAUUUUGAAAGGUCACAGGCAUGUUACAGAUGUGGCGUUUUUGUUGUUGUUUUUUUAAACCGAUUACAUUCAUCACAAUUGGUGAUGCAUAAUCCCCAACGUUCACUUUGAUGAAGCAACUUGUCGUCUGAGCUUCAACUGACUCUUUCAAUAUUGAUCGAGUUAUUUCCCAAAUUAAUCGUUUAAUUUGUUACGUCUCUAAAAUGUUAGAAAACCAGCAGACACACAUCCGUGAAGCUGGAACGAGAGAAUCAUUUGACAUGUUUUCUGUUUUAUAUGAAUGACCUAAAACAUUUAUGAAGGGAUUAUCAAAUUGCCGCCGCUUUAUUUCUCCGAUUGACGUCUUGAAGUUGUCGAUAUUCAACCGAUCAAUUCAGCUUUCCGAGAGAAUAACCGUCUGAGGUGUUUCAGAUGAAGAUCGACGUGUCUGUUGUCGUGAGAUCCUGAUCUCUAACACAGCUGAACGGACGUCUGGUUUUUAAAGGAAGAACAUGGGAGGAAGUCAGGAAAAGCUGCUUCUUUCCUGCCGCUUGUGUCUCAGAAUAUAAAUCUACUCUACUUAUUACUCUAUUUAUUUUUGUAGGCUUGUGAGACUGCGUUGUGCAUAGAUGAAACUAUUCUACCUGGAUAUACUCUACUACUAUAGUCUAAUUUUCUAAAGGUAGCUAGUCGCCUUGUUUGGGAUGUGGAGCCUUCUUAUACCGUACACAAGGCUGUUGGUGAUUAAUAACUAAAGCUUUUAUUUUGACAGCUAAUAUUUAGCAUGAUGUUUUAUUAUAGCCUAUUAUAGAUGCAGUUCUUUCCUAGCGCAGCCUCUCUACUGCAGUUAACUCUUCAUCGCUCGUUAGUGCACUUCAGAAGUGUUGGCGGUAGAUUCACGCGCUUGUUGCCGGUGUGUGUUGACAUCCUCCCGUUGUUAAGGGAGACGCUCUGCGUUGCGUUUCGGGUCUUGUUUUUGUACUCCGGUGACUUUGGAUCGGUUUGAUAGAUUAAUGAAGGAAUACCUUUACACAAUAUGCCAUUUUAAUAACAACCGCAGAGCGAAUAUGUCCGACUGCCGAGGAAAUACACCAAACUGGAGUUAAACAUUCAUUUAAAAAGACGUUUGGUAAUUAUCAUUUCAAAUUCACAUGAAGAUCCAAGGAGCUAAAUAUAUUAAUUGAUUAGUAAGUCCUGAUUUAUUGAUUGUUUGACUGACAGGAUGUCUAGUUUACAAAGUAAGACCUUUAAUUAGAGUUCAGACCAGUCCUGAGUUCAUCAUCAUAGUCAUGAAGUUAUUUUUUUGCUUUGCCAGAUUUUAUUUUGUUGAUUUUGUCGGUAUAUUUUUUUAUGCUUAUUUUUCUACAUUGUAGACUGUAAGAGAGAUGAUACGAUGAUUAAAAUGUUUAAAGGAAA